AUGGCUUCAGACGAUCUCGUGUGGUCCAUCAUCGGGACCGAUUUUUGUAGUUUCAAGCUGAAGACGACCAAGGACCAGACAUUCUGUCGCAACGAGCACAACGUCUCUGGUUUCUGCAGUAAACAGUCUUGUCCCCUUGCCAACUCGAGAUACGCCACUAUUCGCUCUGACCCCGCCACGGGCUCUCUCUACCUCUACAUCAAGGCCAUCGAACGCGCCCACCUUCCCUCCAAGUGGUGGGAGAAGAUCAAAUUGCCUAGCAACUACACCAAAGCGCUUGAGCUCGUCGACCAGCAUCUGGCCUAUUUCCCCAAGUUCCUCGUACACAAGAACAAGCAACGCCUGACUCGUCUCACUCAAGUCAACAUUCGCAUUCGCAAACUCGCCAAAGAGGAUGAGCGCUUGGGUGAGAGAUUAGUCCCGCGACUGGCGCCCAAAGUGCGAAGACGAGAGGAAGGACGUGAACGCAAGGCUUUGGCUGCUGCCAAGGUCGAGCGAGCCAUCGAGCGAGUACUCAUCGAGCGCCUACGGUCCGGCGCCUAUGGCGAUCGCCCACUCAACGUCGAGCCAAAUGUCUGGAAUAAGGUCAUGCGUGGCCUGGAGAAGGAAGGACAAGCCGAGCGGGAUCAGGAUCUUGACGACGGGCUGGAGGAGGAAGACGAGGAGUACGAGCACGAGCUGGAGAAUGGUGCCGGCGAGGUCGAAUACGUUAGCGACAUUGAUGGCGAGUCAGACGAUGAAAUGGAAGACUUCGAAGACUGGAUUGGUGGACAGAGUCCUGACGAAGGCUCUGCUGGUGAGGACGAAAGCGAUAGCGCCAGCGCCAGUGAGAGCAGGGACGAGGAUGAGUCGGCUGAUGAAGAGACGGAAGCUCUCAAAAAGACUCUAGCAAACCUCAAGCGCAAGCGUCCUGCUGGACCCCCGCCCAAGCCGAAGAAGAAGCCAUCCAAGGAUCCAAAGGGUCCCAAGCGCGGAAUCGAGUACGAAGCCGAGAGAGAGCAUAUUGCGAGAGACUCUCUGAAUUUUUAA
Plenodomus lingam JN3 is the source of this 1029-nucleotide messenger RNA. RefSeq lists its product as uncharacterized. Gene Ontology annotation, cellular component: preribosome, large subunit precursor; nucleolus. The record is from RefSeq and is a predicted model, not a curated record. Gene Ontology annotation, biological process: maturation of LSU-rRNA; maturation of 5.8S rRNA. NCBI's taxonomy places the organism in Eukaryota, Fungi, Ascomycota, Dothideomycetes, Pleosporales, Leptosphaeriaceae.